Messenger RNA from Sitophilus oryzae (rice weevil), 720 nucleotides. RefSeq names its product peptidyl-tRNA hydrolase 2, mitochondrial-like. The transcript has 2 exons. Lineage: Eukaryota; Metazoa; Arthropoda; Insecta; Coleoptera; Curculionidae. The record is from RefSeq and is a predicted model, not a curated record. The coding region runs from base 242 to 670 and encodes 142 amino acids. Gene Ontology annotation, cellular component: mitochondrion; cytosol. Gene Ontology annotation, molecular function: peptidyl-tRNA hydrolase activity.
CAGAACUAGAGAAUUUUUAAAAAAUGUCCGCACAUGGGGAAACUGAAAUAACUGAUCCAGUUGAAGAAAUGCUCAAGAAGACCGGCUGUAUGGAAUUACAUUUCAAAGUUCAAGUUUGAAUGCAUUGCCGAAUCGCAGGAUUGGAGGAAGUGUCAGGAUCAAGUCAGUGAUUUUAAAAAGUGUAUGCAGCAAUAUCAGGAAAAGAGACUAAAAGGAGAAGUGUAGUGUUAGCAUUGUAGUUAUGGGGCAGAGAAUAGGGACGUUCUUAGUUAAUAUGUGGUUUUCUAAACCAAUUAAGUCGAUAGGUUUUUGCCAAACUAAGAUGGUUUUUCUUGUUCGGACUGAUUUAGGCAUGGGAAAAGGAAAAAUAGCCUCGCAAGUGGCACACGCUGCUAUAGAACUCUAUAAACAAUCACUAAAAAAUGGUAACCCUUAUUUAAAACCUUGGCUGAACUCGGGACAACCAAAAAUAGUUUUAAAGAUUAGUAACAACUGUGAAAAAGCUUUAGAAGACUUGUACAAUAGUGCCAAGCAACAGAACUUGACAGUUACGAAAAUUCAAGACAGUGGAAAGACCCAAAUUGAAUAUGGCAGUUUAACAGUGGUUGCCGUAGGUCCCGGUAAAGUCAAGGAUAUAGAUAAAAUAACUAGUCAAUAUAAAUUGCUGUAGUUGCUUUUAUUUUACAAGAAUAAACUUUAAUAAAUUUAUUUGUAAGUUGA